GGAGCAGUUGUUCAGAGCAGAGGAGACUUGAGUGAAUGUGGAUGUCUCUAGGGGAGAGUGGAGUUUCAUUCUGGAGGGAGACAGGCAAGUGACUGGCUGGACUGAAGGCACCGUCAUUCGCUGCUCUUUCCCUGGGAUUAGGACGUCUCUUCUUCCUCCUCACCACACUGAAAGAAGUGCUGGGAAAGCAGAGGAAAGGUCCUGCAGAAGACAGUGCAGAUGGCUGUGGAAGUGUCGCUUUUGGAUGGCCGUGGAAAUUACUUUAAGCUUAUUGAAACCCUCGUCUCAGAGAUCGGAGAACUGAAACAAGAGAUGGUACAGACUGAAUUCUGUGUCAGAGAUGAAGAGGACCCCACAGAUCGCCUAAGCAGAAAGGAAAUGGAGAGUGAUCUCUCACCAGAAAAGAAAGAAGUGAAAUCUUUCCUUCGGGACUCUGGGUAUGAGAGCGUCUCCUACAAACUCAGCAUCUUAGAUAAACUGCUUAACACCCACCCCGUGUGGCUGCAGCUUGGCCUCAGCGAUGACAAAGUACCAGGAAUCCUGCAAGAUCAGCCUCCAGCGACUUUUCUUGUGAGAAAAUCCAACAAGCUUCAGAAGAAAGUGAUCUCUGUUCGUAUGCCAAAUCAGUGUGCAUCCCAUUUUCAGGAAUUUGUGAUAAAAGAGAGUUCCUACACUUUUUCCCUCGAAGGCUCUGGAAUCAGCUUUGCAGAUAUAUUCAGGCUUAUUGCAUUUUACUGUAUCAGCAGGGAUGUCCUUCCUUUUACCUUGAAAUUGCCCCAUGCCAUUGCUACAGCCAAGACAGAAGCUGAACUAGAGGAGAUUGCCCAACUCGGAACUGAGUUCUGGAGCUCCCCUGCAAACUGCAAGCCUCCAUAUCUCCAAAAUGUGGCCUGGCCUCUCCCUUCAGACUGCAUCAACAAGGGGUCACCUCAGCUCUCUCGACUAAAUGGAGUGCAUUCUCUCCGCACCAGAACGCCCUCAGAACUGGAAUUUAGCCAGACCAAAGGAGCUCUGUGUUUCAUUAAUCCCCUCUUUUUAAAAGUGCACUGCGAGGAUGCAGGAGGAGGAUGGAAGAGGGAGAGCACAAGGACCCAAGGAACAAAUGGCACUGAGAGGGUGAAGUCAGCACCUCCUCGGCCCCCUCCCCCUUCCAUUACUAGUCAUCGCACAAGUCUCCAGCUGUCCAGAGCAGUGAAGCAAGAAUCAAGCAUGCCAGAAACAAUCUUCCAUAACAGGGAAGGGAACGCACAGUCUCCUAUUAAUAAAGCUACACCCAUACCUCCUCCCCGCCUGAAGAAGCAAGCUACUAUUAGCAGGUGGCAGGGGAAUGACAGCUCCUAUUGUAGUUCUUCCAUUGAGUCGCAGCCUGAGGAAUCGCAAAAGACAAUACAAAGAGCUCAGAACGGCGAUUCCCCUGCACGGACCACCCUGCUGACACAGAGGUUGAGUGACAUGAGCAUCUCCACCUCAUCCUCCGAUUCAUUUGAGUUUGACCGAUCUGGGCAGGUUUUCUGCGAAGGGGACAGUCUGGAAGACUGCGAGGAGGAAAGUGACCAGGAGAGCAUGACACCUCCAAUAAAGUCUCGUAAAAAGAGAGGCACCUCUCUGGGUUUCUCCAGAAUUGUGAAGACCCACCUGCGUAAGGUUAGUGGGGUCUUCAGCUCCCUCAUGACUCCUGAGAAGAAGAUGGUGAAGAAGAUAGCAGCCAUGUCCCGGGACAAGCGUACUUAUUUCGGGUGCCUUGUUCAGGAUUACAUCAGUUUUCUGCAGGAGAAUAAAGACUGCCACGUUUCUAGCACCGACAUGCUACACACCAUCAGGCAAUUCAUGACCCAAGUCAAGAACUAUUUGUCGCAGAGUUCUGAGCUGGACCCUCCCAUUGAAUCCCUGAUUCCAGAAGAUCAAAUAGAUGUUGUCUUGGAGAAAGCCAUGCAUAAAUGUAUCCUGAAGCCCCUUAAAAGCUACAUUGAAAGCAUGCUGAAAGAGUUCCAGGUAAACGAUGGGUCAUGGAGGCAACUGAAAGAAAACCUGCAGCUGGUGAGGCAGAGGACUCCUCAGGAGCUCGGAGUGUUAACGCCAACGCCAGAGUCUAUGGACAUUGAAAAAAUGCGCAUUAAGUUCUUGAACAUGCAGAAAAUGUAUUCUCCAGAGAAGAAAGUCAUGCUGCUCCUGAGGGUGUGCAAACUCAUUUAUACAUGCAUGGAGAACAACUCAGGGAGAAUGUAUGGGGCUGAUGACUUUUUGCCAGUGCUCACCUAUGUGAUUGCUCAGUGUGACAUGCUGGAGAUAGACACCGAAAUCGAAUACAUGAUGGAACUGCUGGAUCCAGCUCUUCUGCAUGGAGAAGGGGGUUAUUACCUGACCAGUGCGUAUGGAGCACUUUCCCUGAUAAAGAAUUUCCAGGAAGAGCAAGCAGCACGGUUACUUAAUUCAGAGACCAGAGACACCCUGAAGCAAUGGCACAAGAGGAGAACGACAAACAGAAGCAUCCCCUCUAUUGAUGAUUUCCAGAACUACCUGAGGGUCGCCCUGCAGGAAGCUGAUUCUGGAUGUACAGGCAAGACGUUAAUAGUAAAGCCCUACACAACCACCGAAGACAUCUGCCACAUGUGUGCAAAGAGGUUUAAUGUACAAGACCCGGAAGCAUACGGUCUCUUCCUUUACAUCGAUGACACUUGUCAGCAGCUCAGCGAGGACACUUACCCCCAGAAAAUCAAAGCGGAGCUGCACAGUCGACCACAGCUCCAAGUAUUUCACUUUGUGUACAAACGUAUCCUAAGUGACUUUCAAGGUGUCAUCAGCUAUGACGAUGAUGAAGAUACCGAUGUGCAGAUGUAGUAUUUCUGGCUGUAAGGUUUGUUGCACGCACUGCAGCUGGCUGGCCACUUGUAAAAAGACUGUAGUGUUGGUAGUGCAGAUGUUUUUCGGCAUUAUCUGUGCUCUUAUAAACCCACUCCAGUCGCAAGUUGGAAUGAACGUGGCAGAAGGCCCAGUUGGGUGGAAAAUGAACUUCUUGGACCAACAUCAGGAAUGUUUUGAGGUUUUUUUAACUGCUCUUCAGGCCUUGUAGAAUGGUCAUGGAAUUGGCUACUGCUGGGAAAGGUUUCCAUCUUGGUUGAAUAAUGUUGGUAUGAAGUUUCUAUGUGUCUUGUUUCCUAAACGGGUUACUUUUCUAGGGAAAAAAUUGUAGGGCAGGAGUAAAAAUAAAACUCAGACUUUACUGCAUUUGUUGGCAGCAGUAUCUGCCGUCCUUUGACCCAAACGUGUCUAUAGACAGGGAUACAUAGCCCUUCGCAGUGUUGCGAUCGUACAGUCUUCACAGAAGCAUUUGUAUUAUACACACACUUUGUAAAUGCCUUUUUUUUAUAAACAGACUUUUUUUGUAAUUAGCUGUUUUUGGUAGAUGUGCCUGGUUAAAUAUUUUGAAGAAGCUUUUAGAAUACCUGCAUUCUGCGAAGCCUAUUGGUCUACAUGUACAUAUCACCAGCUGUGCUGAUGAUUAUUACACUUUUAGACAUUCAACUGUACAUUCAUUUUAUUGUUUCUCUAUCAAUUUACUUAGUGGGAAAAAAAAGCUGACUGUAUAUUGAUUAUCAGUUUGCUAUUCCAACCAAGCAUCUGCGAAUUAAUGGCUUGGCUGUGGUUUCCGGUUUUGCCUUAUCUAAGCAGCCAGCUAAUUAUCACCCCAGGGCUCCUCCUAUGUUUAAAAUUCCAUUCCAAGAAGGUUUUUCUUCAUACUAAGGGGCACAUUUACUUAGGGUCGAAGUUAAAUCCUUCGACUUCGAAUAUCGAAGUCGAAGAAUUUAGCGCUAUUUGUUCGAUCCAAAUCCAUCAACCCAUCCAUCCAUUUUCCUUCGAUCAGAAAUUGGCUAGAAAGCCUAUGGGGACCUUCCCGAUAGGCUAACAUUGGUGCUCGGUAGGUUUUAGGUGGCGAAGUAGGUGGUCGAAGUUUUUUUUAAAGAGACAGUACUUCGACUAUCGAAUGGUCGAAUAGUCAAACGAUUUUUAGUUCGAAUCGUUCGAUUCGUAGUCGAAGGUCGAAGAAGCCAAUUCGAUGGUCGAAGUAGCCAAAAAAAUACUUUGAAAUUCGAAGUAUUUUUUAUUCUAUUCCUUCACUCGAGCUAAGUAAAUGUGCCCCUAAGUAUAGUUCUGCAGGGAAAUAGAGUAUAGUGGUCUUUUCAGUCUCAGACUGGGAAUAUGGUCUGGGCCAUCGGGAGAACUUGUAGUGCUCUGGUAAUAGCAGUCACCAUGGUCACAUGGGCAGCAAAACAAACUUCAAAUGCAGCCAACCAGCAGUUAUGUUUUAACUGGCAUUCACAGAUCUGAAUGCUUCUGUGUUAAUGCAAUGGGGAAGCAGACUUUGACCAUGUUACUGCCUAACCCACAAAGUAUAAAUGAAUUAAUCAGCUACAAUUGAGCAGAUCAUUUCAUCUUAUUUCUAGUGUAAGCAUGUUUGCCUGCUAGACAGUGGGCUCAGUGUUCCUCUGAUUGGCAUGGAGAAGCUAAGCCUGGGACACUGAUGGGAUCUGUUAUUCCAAAACUCCACUUGAACGUUUUCAUUGUGCAGGAUAAACCUCCCUCUACUUUGAUUGGAUUUCACAGAAAAGCAUAAAAUAAUCUGAAAAAAACAUUUAAUUGUAUUUGCUGCGGUAAUCCCAUUCACAAUAAAUGGUGACAGGUUUUGCAGACAUUAUUCCUCCUUAUGAAAUGCUGAAGUGUAAGAACUGCAGUUCUUGCUAUUAUUGUAAAUUUGUUCUUUUCACAGCACCAAGGCCAACACAGUCACCAACUUUAUGCUGAUAUUAUGAGGGUUAUUAUUCAUUUUUUGGGGGGGAGUUUUCCCGAAAAGCUUUAAUUUUUUGGAUUUUUGCCCGAAAAGAUCAGACUUUCGAGCUAAUUCCAGCGCAGACCACAGGAAGUCAUAAUAGGAUAGGGACUUAAACACAACCUCCGCAGGUCUGAGAUGGCGUAUUUUCGGAUUCGGGCUUUUUGCUAAAUCAGGCUUUAAUAAAUCUUGAAAAAUUCUAAUUGAGAGAAAACUGGAAAAAUUUGAGUUUUGCCCCAAAAAGCCUGAAUAGAGUUUAGUAAAUAACCCCCUGAAUGUGCAUUUAAGGACAUUCUUUAUGCACCGAGCAAAAAUUAUUAGCCAAGUACGCAUGUCAGGUGGUAGAGCCCUGCGUGGAACCAAUUCUUUAAAUCCGGACCCGCAACCCGCAUACUUGGACCUGCUACCCGACUUGACCCACAAGUACCUUAUCCGCAACCUGAUACGCGACCCACUGACCAUCAAGAAACAGGAAGUGUUGUAAUUGUAAACCGGAAGUGACAUCAUUAGAAGUAGGCGUGAUCCGGAAAAAAGGAGUAAAACAGGAAGUGCUGACAUUGUAAACCGAAAGUGACAUCAUUAGAAGUAGGCGUGAUCAGAAAAAAAAGGAGUAAAACUCGCUAGUGAGAAGACCCGCAAAACUGGAGAUCCACCGACCCAUUUCUAUACCCGCUCCCGAAACUUCUACCUGUAAUCCGCAGGGUAUCGCAGGUUUUUGCGGGUAACCCGUGGGUACCCAACCCGCUGCAGGACUCUAUGUCAGGGGUAAAACUGUGAUCCUCAGUAGUUAUAUAUUUGUGAUUUUUUUGUCUCCAAUAACUGCCCUGUGUAACAUGAAUAUAUCAUAUCAUCAUGGCUGUUCAUAUCAUCUGAUGCCUUAGCAGAAUCCAGUUUAGCACUGCCCUACACAUCCUGUAUUAAAAAGGAGAUUUUAUUAUUAGCUGAUUUUAUGAGCUGUGGACAGUUAAUACUGUAGGUGUAUAAAGUGACAAAGUGUAGAAAUUCAGCAUUACGUUAUACUCACAUCUGGCUGGGACUGGGUUAAAGAGGCUGGCUCCCCUGGGACCUUCUGCCUUCACAGGACAUUGCAUAAGCUGCAAAUACUUAGAGGACUUAACAAGCCCUGAACACCGUGUUCCAUGAAAACAUUUCAAGGAAUCUAGGAAAACAAUAUUUUUUUUGUAAUAGACAGUAGAUUGCAGGAGGGAGCUCUAUAGUAGAACUGACAUUCCCCGAGCCCAACAGCUGUGUUGAAUUUGAGGAUCUGACCACAGUUAAAUCAUAACAGUGGUGGAUUUUAUACCUUUCUUUUACACAAGCUUAUAUUAUGAUAUAUGUUACUGCCUGUGCCUUGAAGGAAGGAUAUAUGUAUUACUUAUAUUAUAAGAACAUUAUAGAAAUUAACUAAAGUGGAGAGAAAAGGGUUUUUGAAAAAAAAUAGGAUUGAAAGUCAAGUUUUAGGCAUUGUCCCACCACACAGCUGAGGCUGUAUAUGAUGAAUGACUGAUAAGAGAGUGCUUCGAUGGCCAUUUUUACUGCUGAAGAAAUAGUGGUUACCGGAGGGUACUUUUAUCAUCCUACCACAGGGGUUUCACUGAUGCAAGAUUGUAAGCUUUGAUGAUGAUGUCUUCAAUUGAUCAUCGUUGGUCUUUCUUGAAACCACCUUAAGGGCAGAGACAGACGCUCAGAUUCAGGGAGAUUAGUCACCCGAUGACAAAUCUCCUCUUUUUUUGGGGGGUGACUAAUCUCCCCGAACUGCCUUCCCGCUGGCUAGAAUAUAAAUCGCCGGCAAGAUGGCACUCGUGCGUGUGUUCCUGCCCUUAGGACGGAGCCAAACGGAAGACAUUUUAUUGCAGUUAGUAAAGUCUCAGCACUCUUUGGCCAUAGAUCAGCACCACAAAUAGAGUUGGAUACAUACCUGCA
This is a messenger RNA of Xenopus laevis (African clawed frog), 6748 nucleotides long. It is a transcript of the gene rin2.S, whose product is annotated as Ras and Rab interactor 2 S homeolog. Lineage: Eukaryota; Metazoa; Chordata; Amphibia; Anura; Pipidae. Gene Ontology annotation, molecular function: GTPase activator activity; small GTPase binding; guanyl-nucleotide exchange factor activity. The transcript is spliced from 12 exons. Gene Ontology annotation, cellular component: cytosol; endocytic vesicle; cytoplasm. The record is from RefSeq and is a predicted model, not a curated record. Bases 220 to 2838 code for a protein of 872 amino acids. Gene Ontology annotation, biological process: vesicle-mediated transport; signal transduction.